This is a messenger RNA of Osmerus eperlanus (European smelt), 2427 nucleotides long. It is a transcript of the gene mif4gdb, whose product is annotated as MIF4G domain containing b. Gene Ontology annotation, cellular component: cytosol. The transcript has 6 exons. Gene Ontology annotation, biological process: regulation of translational initiation. NCBI's taxonomy places the organism in Eukaryota, Metazoa, Chordata, Actinopteri, Osmeriformes, Osmeridae. The coding region runs from base 324 to 992 and encodes 222 amino acids. The record is from RefSeq and is a predicted model, not a curated record. Gene Ontology annotation, molecular function: translation activator activity; protein binding; RNA binding.
UCUGUCUAGUGCUUGUGAUUUUUAUGAAAAUCGUUAAUAAUUUAUUGUCAAGAAAAUGUACUAGACUAACCAGAUUCUGAAAAAUAAGACAGCCAGCUAAAGGUAGCUGCAGCUGUGCUAACGCGCAAACAUUUUGACGGACUACCAGUGUGGCUAGCUAACGUUAUACAGUUGAUACGAGACCGACCAAGCAAUGCGUGUGUGUCCUCCACCGACUAGCUUCGCUAAUUAACUUUGUUGUGAUGUGACAUUUGCUCUCUUGUAAACUUCAGCUGCUUAGUGUGACAACUCCCUGGUUGUAAGUGGAUGCUACACUACAUAGUAUGGAGAACUCUACUAAAGAGGACUACAAGAUCCAGUCAUUUGACUUGGAGACUCAGAAACUGUUGAAAACGGCACUGAAAGAUCCCAGUGCAGUGGACCUGGAUAAGGUCUCCAAUGUCAUUGUGGACCAAUCUCUGAAGGACCAGCUCUUCAGCAAAGAAGCUGGACGCAUCUGUUACACUAUUGUUCAGGCGGAGGCCAAGCAGAACAAUGGCAGCGUGUUUCGGCGGAACCUUCUGAACCGCCUGCAGCAGGAGUUCAAGGCCCGGGAGGAGACACGGCUCCGCUCGCUGCAGGAGUGGGUUUGCUACGUCACCUUCAUCUGCAAUGUUUUUGACUACCUCAAGGUCAACAACAUGCCCAUGGUGGCUCUGGUACACCCUGUGUUUGACUGUUUGCUCAGACUGGCUCAACCUGAUGCUCUGAACAAUGAAGAGGAAGUGGACUGUCUGGUGCUGCAGCUGCACCGCAUCGGGGAUCAACUGGAGAAGAUGAACUACCAGCGGAUGGACGAGCUCUUCUUCCUGCUGCGGGAUGGCUUCCUGCUCCUGGAGGGGCUCAGCUCCAUGGGCCGGCUCCUUCUGCUGGAGAUCCUGGAGUUCCGGGCUGGUGGCUGGACGCUCAGUGACACGGCCCAGAAGUACUACUACAGUGAAGUCUCCGACUGACCUCGGAACGUGCACCGACGUAGGGGAGGAGGCCUGAGGGCAGUGUGUCUUGGGCUGCUUAGCUGGGUUGUUUUGGUGUGAGGAUGGUUAUGAAGCUGGCUGAAGCGGCCAAUAGACUAGCCACCAGACGACUAGGGUAUGUUCUUCUAGUUGGAGUAAUUGAUCUUCUAGUCGAUUGGAGUAAGAGAUCUUUUCCUUUUAACAUUUUUAAGUUUAAAUGUUUCUUUUAAGAAUCAAUUAUGAAUAAGGAGAAGGCAGGGGUUUGGGCAGUGGACUAUUAAGAUUGUUGAGAGUUGAGAAAGAAUAUACAUUUUUGUUCAAACUGCCACGUGGAAUGUGCAAUUGACAAAAAAAGGACAAAGAUUGUUGUUGCUAAGAUUUUUAUAUUUAGUUUGCAUUUGGUGCAUUUAGUACUUGACUGAAGUUCACAUUCCUCUUGAAGGCAGAUUUUCUUUUAAAUGCCUUUUAUUGCUUGACAUUCCAGAUUUCUGAAACAUUUAACAAUUUUCACUUGAGGCAUUGGAAUAACAUACCUGACAGACAAAUACAGAUUAUUGAAGGAGACUGAAGUACAUUGAUUUGGUUUUCUGAACCAUAUUUUAUGAUAUUUUAUUAUAUUUUUUGUAGUUUUAAAGGUGAAAUAGGAAGAAACUCAAGUUUUUUUGUUCUGAGUUGUUUGGGAACAGAGUCCCAAGCCACUUCUCAAUGGCAUAAGUUCAGCAAUUUUUUGAAGUGGUAUUGACAUUUCAGAGACAGUCUGGCCUUUACAUAUGAACACAGUUUUUCUGUGUAGGAAUGGAAACACAGCAUUGGACGAUGUUCAUAAUUUGAAUUGUGGACCAAGUUUUCAAAACCUUCAUGGCAGCAUUUCACUUAAGGUGGAUAUUGACAAUAAUUUCCUAUUUAAAAUGUACCAAUGGACCAUGGUUAGGCUAGGUUGGGAUAGGCUACACACAAGGGGUUUUCCAAUGGUGGUUUGUGCAACAAACCUUUCUGAAGCAACUUUGGUGAUACAACAGGUGCCAAUGUACUGACAGCAAUACACCCAAAUCAGGUCAAUGCUGGCAAAAAAACAUACAAUUUUACUGGUGUUUUUUAUACCCAAGAUUUCUUAUUUAUAGAGGUAUAUUUGGUGCUACAAAAUUGAAGAUGCAGUUAUCUUGUUUAGCUACUGUUUUAUUUGUGUACACUGCCACAAUACUGACUAUAUAAAUUAAAUAAGCAGAUAAUACUUUUUACAGAUUUUCUAAAAUGUUUUCUAAAAUGUACCUGAAGAUCCCACCAGCACUAACACUUUGUUGACAUGGAUGUUCCACAUAGUAGUUUGGAGUAUUGUUACUUUUCUGAUUUGAACAGUGUGCUGACAGCUGAACAGAGAUCAUCAAAGCAGUGCCUUUUGAUUCACUGCACACAGGCUUGGAACAAUUGCAGAGCU